Molecule: messenger RNA, 477 nt
Organism: Lithohypha guttulata
Lineage: Eukaryota; Fungi; Ascomycota; Eurotiomycetes; Chaetothyriales; Trichomeriaceae
Exons: 2
Coding region: 1-477 (158 amino acids)
Source: RefSeq, a predicted model, not a curated record
AUGGCCACGACUCCAUACCUCACCAGCGGCAGAAUUCUCCUAACCUUUCUCUCGAUUUCGAACAGCUUGUCGCCAUAUAUCGCUGACUGGAAUCCGACGCAUAUUCACAAUCCACGAUUCACCCCGCACGCACGUUUCCACAAUGGCCAGACGAUGUCCAUGGGUCUGCUGCUUGGAAUCUGCACGCUAUACUACGUUUGGCGACCUGUUCUCGCAAAACUCCCCUACACGAAAGCAAUGACCAGGGACAGCAUGUUCACAGCGGCCAUACUGGGCACGCUGUACUGGGUUACAGGACUCAGCGGAGCAUUAUACCCUGGCGCAAAAUUCGUAGACGAUGAAUUUUUAAACACCAAGUACGACGCAAAGAUAUUGGGAUUUCCAGGUCAGGGACCGGUCUUCUUCGCUCAUGCUUGCUUGAGCUGGGUCGCUUAUGCUCUCGAGGUCAGGAGGUUAGCGAAGGUGAAAGGAGAGUAA